Molecule: messenger RNA, 516 nt
Organism: Eruca vesicaria subsp. sativa (arugula)
Lineage: Eukaryota; Viridiplantae; Streptophyta; Magnoliopsida; Brassicales; Brassicaceae
Source: the annotation of a GenBank genome assembly
AUGAAGGAUUCGUUUGAAGCAGCCAUUGAGGAGCAACAGGAAUGGCCCCCGGAAUCACCUGGUGGCGGAGGCGGAGAUAGACCAUGGAAAAUAGAGCAGACUCCAGAAGAAGAAGAUGAGAGAGCUCUGAAGAGAUGUAAAACCUCCGAAGAGGAAGACAACAUGGGAGCUGAGUUCACCAGAUACCCAACUCCUGCGAAGAUGACCAUUUUAACGCAAUUGACAGAGGAUCAAAUGAGCCGAUAUGAAUCUUUCAGGAGAUCUGCGCUUCAUAAAUCAAACAUGAAGAAGUUAUUACAGAGUAUCACAGGUCAGAAGGUCAGCGACACUUUGAAUAUCGUUGUGUGUGGUAUUGCCAAGAUGUUUGUUGGUGAACUCGUGGAAACAGCUCGAGUUGAAAUGGGUAAGAGGAAAGAUUCAGGACCUAUCAGACCUUCCCAUAUCAGAGAGUCCUAUCGAAGACUUAAGCUCCAAGGCAAAGUACCUAAGAGAUCAGUUCCACGGCUUUUCCGCUAG